AUGACACCCCCCGACUGCUCUUGCUCGUCCGCGUUAUCAGGGAUUAUUUUCCUCUGCGGCGCCGUCGUCUUAACCUUCCUCUUCUUCGUCGUCCUCGCGCUGCUGGAGCACUGCUGCUGCUGCUGCUGCCCAGAUUCCACCAUCCAGGUGCCCACCGUCCUCGUCAUUGACGGUGUUCCCGAGGGCUCGCCAGCGCGCGCGAGGGAAGGGGAAGCGGGACGCGGGGUAGGGGGAACAAGGGGGAAAGGGUUGCGGGUGGAAGAGAUCGCUCAGCACAGCGAUUUGAUUCGUUACAGUGAGGUGAAGGAGGAGCGGAGAUUAGAAGAGAGGGGGUUGCUAGUGGUUGAGAUAGGCGAGACGGCGGAGGGAGAGCAGGCGGGGGGGAGUGAGAAUUUGCGUGCAGGGAGGAAGGGCGGUGCUAAGGCAGCGUGUGAGGGGGAGGAGCAGCGAGGGGCGGAUAGAGAAGCGGACACAGCAAGAGCAGCAGCGGUGGUGAAAACACAGGGUAGUCACAGCGCUGACUGGCGACGAGACGAGAGUGGUCCGUGUGAGCGUCUUGUGAAGGCGCAGCACGGGAGGCAUGGUGAGAAGGCGUGUGCAGCGCGGGAGGAAGAAGCAGAAGAGACAGAAGCAGGAGGAGGAGGAGGAGGAGGAGGAGGAGGAGGAGGAGGAGGAGGAGGAGGAGGAGGAGGACGGGGCGGAGUGCGGAGCGGAAGAGCACAGGGGGGAGAAGAAGGAGAGGGAGGCGUGGAGGGGUUGUCAGGUGCAUUGGCGGUGGAUUGCUUGGUGUGCUUGACGGAGUUCAGAGAGGAGGAGCAAGUGAGACGACUGCACUGCUGCACCCACAUGUUCCACAAGGAGUGCAUAGACGGAUGGCUGCAAGCCCACACCUUGUGCCCUUUGUGUCGGGCAUCAGUAGUGCCAUCAAAACAACAUCACCAGUGCAUAGUGCAACAAGUGUAG
Closterium sp. Naga37s-1 is the source of this 963-nucleotide messenger RNA. Lineage: Eukaryota; Viridiplantae; Streptophyta; Zygnematophyceae; Desmidiales; Closteriaceae. The record is from the annotation of a GenBank genome assembly.